Molecule: messenger RNA, 1086 nt
Organism: Ilex paraguariensis (yerba mate)
Lineage: Eukaryota; Viridiplantae; Streptophyta; Magnoliopsida; Aquifoliales; Aquifoliaceae
Source: the annotation of a GenBank genome assembly
AUGGGCAAGAAUGAGAUUCUUAAGAUGGAAAGUAGCUGCUCUGAUGAGAAAAAGGUUGAUGUCAAUUCCACUGAAAAUGAAGUAGAGGAGGAGGAGGAGGAGGAGGAAGAAACAACAUUGUCACUGUGUGAUUUUCCAAUCAAUGAAGAGAGUCAAUCUGUUAAACAUGAAGCUGAAGCCAAUGAACCCCAGGAAGACUUCAAUUUUGGCUCAUGGGGUGGCUCUGUUUUGACAGAAACCGAAAUGUGUGCCGCCGACGAGGUCUUCUUUCAGGGACAAAUUCUUCCGCUACGUCACUCCGUCAGUUCCGAGAGCGGCUUCGCCGGAAUCGGAAAUGAUAGCCGGAACUUUAGCCGGUGCGUUUCAAGGGCUGAGUCUGUGGGUCGUUGUUAUUCAGGUGGGUCUAGCAGUUACAGCAGCAGAAGUAGUAGUAUUAAUAGCCGCAAUUCAUCAAACAGUUGCAGUGCAUUAACUAGCAAACCGUACAAACCAAGAAGAAAUCGAAACCAGUUUCAUUCCCACCCAAGUCCAACACCCCAGAUUCGGUUUUCAAGUGCCCGCCAUGGCAAUUUCAAUAAUUUCAGUCACCAUAGUCAGCAGUCGAUGAUUUGGAGCUUUCUCCGGUUGGGUUUAGUACAAAAACCAGAGAUCGCAUCAUUAGACCUCAAGCUUCGUAGCAACAACCAGAACAAUAAUCAGCGUUACAGUACAAAAAAUAGGAUUAUAAACAGCAAGAACAACAGGAUUAACGACGGCGACAACAACAAGAUGAAGAAUAUCUUGAACAUUGAGAAGAAACCGAAGCAAGGGUUCUUCGAUAGAAACGGGGCGUUAUGCGGUGGUUGCAAGUGUUCGAUUAAUGCAGUUGAAACUGUUCCUUCAAGAAUUAGUACAAUUAAGAGCGGUGUUACUAUGACUGAGGCACAAGCAAAAGAAGAGAAAGAGGAAGCAAUGACGAAGACGACAAAGGUUUGUCGAGGAAAGCAAUCCAUGUCGCGUCAUCGAACGUCUGAAUGGUUAAAGCAGCUUUCACUUGAAAGUGGACCUGAUGGAGGAAAGAUUCAAGGACAAUUCACGCAUGUUUGA